Molecule: messenger RNA, 3015 nt
Organism: Zootoca vivipara (common lizard)
Lineage: Eukaryota; Metazoa; Chordata; Lepidosauria; Squamata; Lacertidae
Gene: PLPBP
Product: pyridoxal phosphate binding protein
Cellular component (GO): intracellular anatomical structure
Molecular function (GO): pyridoxal phosphate binding
Source: RefSeq, a predicted model, not a curated record
GCCCGGCCCAAGAUCCGCGGCACGGCUGGGGAAUGUGGAGAGCGGGGAUGGCUGCCGGGGAAGGCCUGGGACCGGCGCUCAGGGCAGUCCAGGAGCGGGUGCAGCAGGCGGCGGUCAGCAGACCCAAGGGAUUGCCUGCUAUACAGCCUCGCCUUGUAGCUGUCAGUAAAACGAAGCCAGCGGAAAUGGUGAUUGAGGCCUACAACCAUGGGCAGCGCAGCUUUGGAGAAAACUAUGUCCAAGAACUUCUAGAAAAGGCAUCAGACUCCAGAAUUCUUGCUUCGUGUCCAGAGAUUAAAUGGCAUUUCAUAGGCCAUCUACAGAAAAACAAUGUCAACAAACUCAUUGCGGUACCUAACCUCUUCAUGCUGGAAACGGUGGAUUCCCCAAAACUGGCGGACAGAGUGAACGGUUCUUGGCAGAAGAAGGGGUCUUUGGAGAAGCUAAAGAUCAUGGUGCAAGUGAACACCAGUGGGGAAGACAGUAAACAUGGGCUGCCGCCUGGAGAAACGGUAACAACAGUGGCACACAUCCUCCAGAAGUGUCCCAGCCUGGAAUUUGUGGGCUUAAUGACAAUUGGCAGCUUUGGGCACGACCUCAGUAAGGGGCCCAACCCUGACUUCCAGAUGUUGAUAUCCUUGCGCGAGGAGUUGUGCGACAAGCUCAAUCUCCCCAUUGAAAAAGUUGAGCUGAGCAUGGGGAUGUCUACAGACUUCCAGCAUGCAAUUGAAGUUGGAUCGACAAACGUUCGGAUCGGAAGCACCAUCUUUGGAGAGCGAGACUACCCCAACAAACCUUCCAGCGACAAAGCUCCGAGGGAGAUUAAAGGCCAGCUGGAGAAUUUGACGGUGAAAGAGCACUAACAGGAGAAGGCCCUAGCGAUUCCUUCCGCGGAGGGAGGGAAAUCCUUUCUGAUAGACCUUACUAUGCACUUGACUUUCCCUUUGGGCUGGCAGCUGUGGGGCAACAUCAGGUAACCGGAGGGCGUCGCAGGCAUUUCGUCACCUGUAAUUUUAAUAUUGUAUAUCCAUAGAGAUUGAAUUUUUCUAAAAAAACAAACCAGCAAAUGGAGCACCAGUGAUUGACAAGUGACUUUUGGUACCUUAGCUGCAGUGGCUUUAGAUAGCUGCUCUGGAUAACCAGCUGACUUCAGCCCUACUAGGUCUGGGCAGGAAACAUUUCCAGCUGUGAACAUUACACAUUUCUAAUCGGAAACUUGGUUUCCCUGAGGUGGAAACCCCUCUUUGCGGGGGUGCCAUGGCCAUGCUCCAUUGACUAAGCCCCCCCUCCACCCCCACCCCCCACUGAAAUGCUUUAUGGGUAAACUGCUGUGUUGUGUGCCACCAAGCAUCCUAUCAGAGGUCGAGGUCUUAGACUCUUUAAUGCCGUGUUUCCCAACCAGUGUGCCUCCAGAUGUUUUGGGACUACAACUCCCAUCAUCCCUAGCUAGCAAGACCAGAGGUCAGGAAUGAUGGGAGUUGUAGUCCCAAAACAUCUGGAGGCACACUGGUUGGGAAACACUGCUUUAAUGACACUAAAAAGCACCUGUUCAGCAUGGGCGGUUUGCUGCUUGCCACACUGUGGAAAGAGAUGAGUCAGGGCGCACUUGCAAGCUUAAGCUUAAUGGCAGCUUUUGAGCCACAGGUUUGGAAGAUUUCUCUCUUUUUAGGUUGUAUUCAUCCUCCGAAGACUGCUGCUACGAGUUUCGAUAGUCGGCUGCAUAUCGCUUUCUCUCUCUCACUAUAAAAUGUCCCUUCCCCCCUCUCCUCUGGAAAAUUGAUGGUUGGAGUAGUUCUGCUAGGUAAAAGCAGUAUGUUCUGCUAGCCAAAGCCGGGAAAUUCCCUGACUCUACUGCUGACUUGCUGUGUGAUCUUGGCCAAGUCACUUAACCAUACUGUGCCUGUGUCCCCUAUAUGAGAAAAUCGGGGCUGACCUACCUCACGUGGGAGACCGAGAGGCUGUCGUGCCUGGAAAGUUCCUUGAAAUGCCCCCCCCUUUCCCACACUCCCUAAACCCCACCUGCCCUGGAGGAAAGGCAAUACUGCAGAAUAGAAUAGAGCAGUCUUGGACAGAAGGCCAAACUGAACCUUAACUCCAGGCAGUCAUUCACACACUUGCCUGGGCUUAUGUGUGUGUGGCAGGACAGCUUGAGCAGUGAGCCUGCAAGUAGCACAUAUGUGAAGAAACGGUUACCCUGGGCAACUGGUGAACUCCCGAAUUUUAAUGCAAAGCAUCCUUAUCCCAGAUGCUGGGUCCCAAGUGGUAAAAAAGUAACAAUGAGUUGUUUCCCCACUGUACAUAUCUUAAGGUUCAUUUAAAGCAGCCAUCACUCUUGCUUCACUAAGACCUCAUCUAAGUAUUCAUCUCUCCUCUGCAGCAUCCCCAAUCGGUGAAAAUGUUUACAGUGAAAUCUUGUUUUGUAACUCACAUGUUGACAAUCUACUUCAAGGCCCAGUCUGCUGCUACAAAUGACUUUAGUCCCCGGUAGAAAUACACCCCCCCCGGUCCUCUUUUCCCUAAUAGCUUGGGAGUUUGGUGUGUCUUUGGGUUACUCCAGUGGUGUCUCUUCAGCUCAGCCAUGGGGAGGUACCAUAGUUCAGUGCUAGAACACAUGCUUGGCAUGCAGAAGGUGCCAGGUUAAACCCUCGGCAUUUCCAGUUAAGAAAGCCAAAGCAAGUUAUGGAUGGAUCGCAUACCUGAGACCAAUCUUGGCUCCAGUGGGCUAGAUGAACCAGUGGUGUCACCUAAUAGAAGCCAGUUUCCUAUGCUCCUAGCAGUGGCACUUGGUUUUUCUCGUCCUGGGCACUGAAUGUAACUGCAAAGAACAAACACCCAGCCCACUUAGAGUCCCACGACGUAGGUGCAAUGCUAAAUGCAGCCCAAACUCCUUCCCUCCCGCCCCGAGCUCCGCAGUGCAGUGUUUUCAUGUGUGUUAAGAAAUAAAACCAGUUGUGGAUCAGAAUACUGUACCAUCUGUGCCAGUUACUAAGCUAUUAAAGAUGUUAUUUUUUCUUC